Molecule: messenger RNA, 2187 nt
Organism: Ictalurus punctatus (channel catfish)
Lineage: Eukaryota; Metazoa; Chordata; Actinopteri; Siluriformes; Ictaluridae
Gene: pus10
Product: pseudouridine synthase 10
Exons: 18
Coding region: 263-1831 (522 amino acids)
Biological process (GO): tRNA pseudouridine synthesis
Molecular function (GO): RNA binding; pseudouridine synthase activity
Source: RefSeq, a predicted model, not a curated record
UUAAUCUUUUAAUGUAUUAAAUAUUGUGUAAACUUUUUUUAAACAAUACGGUUUUAUUAUUGUUAAAUAAUUAAUAACAACACCGAUAAAAAAAAAAACCCCCAAAACAGUUCAACUCAACUCCGCAUGCUAACGUUACUGAUCGAGUAGAGACCACUAGCAGAGUUGGAUAUUUGUUCAAAUGUUUAGCUAAUAAAAGUAUUCCGGAGUCAUUGUGAACACUUUACGCAUUGAACACAUCCUGUCUGAAGAUAUUCCUUUCAUGAUGCUGUCACUUAAAGAUAAAGACCGUGCGGUCAUCAGGAAGCUGUUGGCCGCUGGCUGCUGCGGAAGAUGCGUCCUCCGAUUCUGUUGUGUGGGAAAGUAUUCUUCAUAUCAGCAGUCCUGUGAGGACAUAGAGAAAGAGCUUUUAGCGUUCCUCGGUACGGACGAUGCCGAGCAAUCCCAUGAUGCCUCAGGAGAGACAGAGACGGGCGACCCUCCGUGUAAGAAAAUGAAGCUGGAGUCACCUGGAGAGAACGCGAGCGCGGGCGGUGCCCCGGAGCCGAAGGUGCAGUCAGGGGUGUGUGUGGCGUGUGUCGGGGUGCUGCAGCACUUCUGCGAUCAGAGUUACGCCAAACAGGUGUCGGACGUUGUGAGAAAAGGCGAGUACCGGUUCGACAGUCUGAUGUUUGCCGUCUCUCUUCCUGCUCAGCUGUCGGUCAGAGAGCAUUCCCUCUGGCUGCACAUCAAGAAGGAAGUCAGGGAGAAGAGCAUGUGUCUGGAUAAGGAGGACGUGGUUCAGGUGAAGGACGCCUUUAAAUGGGCCGUACAGGGACUGGUGGGCAAAGAGCUGGGAGCAUCGGUACUCGCUAACAGUGCAUUCGAGGUCAGCGUGGGUUUCGCGCAUCCAGAAACGGACGGAGAUUGCCACUUCCUGGCUACAGAGUGUCCGGAUUGCUUCAAGCCGACGAAGAACAAAGCCUCUGUGUUCACCAGGAUGGCGGUGGUGAAGGCGCUGGAGAAGAUCUCGGAUACCAAGUUCCUCAGACAUUACCCGUGUCCACCUGUCUCACCCUCCAGCAAGUGCACUCCACUAGACACCACAUGUCUGCAUGCACCUGUCUUUAUAGCAGGGCGGUAUAAUAAGUUCUCACGGGAGCUUCCUCAGACCCCCUGGGUGAUCGACGGAGAGAGACGCAUGGAAGGAUCGGUGGAGGAGUUGAUCGCCAAUCCUCUGCUGACUGCCUUCAAAGCGGACGGUUUUAACUUCUGCUCAUCCGGGAGAGAAGACGUGGACGUACGGACUUUAGGAAACGGACGUCCGUUUGCCAUCGAGCUUCUGAAUCCACACAGAGCGAAGUUCAACAGAUCCGAAAUGAGACAGCUUCAGGAGACGAUCAACACGUCCUCCGACAAAAUCCGAGUCCGAGACCUGCAGAUCGUGACCAGAGAAGCUACAAGUCGCAUGAAAGAAGGAGAAGAGGAAAAGACCAAGUCCUACAGCGCCCUCAUCUGGACCCAAAAGCCUAUAACGCCUGCCGAUCUGGACUGUUUUGCGAAGAUAAAGGAGCUGAAGAUCGAUCAGAAGACCCCACUCCGAGUCCUCCAUCGCAGGCCGCUUGCAGUCAGACAGAGACACAUCCACUCCAUGAGCGCAAGCUACCUGGAUACACACCACUUCACACUGCAGCUGCGCACCCAGGCCGGGACCUACAUUAAAGAGUUCGUGCACGGAGACUUCGGCCGGACGAAGCCCAACCUCGGCGCCCUCAUGGAGACGGAGGUGGACAUUCUGGAGCUGGACGUGGAGUCCGUGGAUGUAGACUGGCCUCCUGCUGUACCCGAGUGAGCAACGGAAACCCAUCCUGAGGAAAUCUUUGGGGAAUUCCCAUCUCCAUACCGGCGUCCACACACCAUAUUUCCAUUUAUUGUAGCUCACUGAUGAUGAUGAUGAUGUCAACUCGUGCUAACGUUAAUAGUUGUAGUAAAUCUGCCAUACCGUGGAUACGGUGUGGAUUUAAUCUUAAAACUGUAUAAAAUCAGGCCGAAAACUAUUCACGCUGACCGGAGCAGGUCUGCUUUUGGACCGGGGUGAUCGGGACGAUCAUUUCAGCCGUAUGUUCUCUGAAAGCGAAGAGAGGAAAGUAUGAUGGUUGUAUCUUUCUUUCUGCUUCUGAAUUCUAAACAAGACCCUCGUUAUCACCA